This is a messenger RNA of Seriola dumerili (greater amberjack), 3151 nucleotides long. RefSeq names its product solute carrier family 25 member 16 (gene slc25a16). Gene Ontology annotation, cellular component: mitochondrial inner membrane. The record is from RefSeq and is a predicted model, not a curated record. NCBI's taxonomy places the organism in Eukaryota, Metazoa, Chordata, Actinopteri, Carangiformes, Carangidae. Gene Ontology annotation, biological process: transmembrane transport. The transcript has 10 exons. Bases 341 to 1303 code for a protein of 320 amino acids.
GUCAGUCGUCUACGGGCGAAGGACACAAAUGUAGUUACAUGAAUCUUCAAAGUGCCUCAGAUUCAUUCAUAACUCCAGUUCUUGUCAGUGUAUUUUUUAACCUGAAGCAGUGAACGACGAGCUCCUCGGUGCGACACCACCCUGUGUCCAUGGUAAAGCCCCACGUUAACAGCCAGGAUUGUCCCGAGGCAGGAGGGAAUCGAGAGAAGCUGCAACUCAACGAAGGAGAAACAGAUUUGUUGAACAGAUUUCAUCAGACCCAGCUCUCACUUUGCUCUUUUGGCUACUCAGACAGUUUUCAUUAUCUUCCAUGGAUGUGGCAGAUUCCUGAGCAGAAAGGAUGACAUCGGAGGCUGCAGUCUCCACACCUCCUGCAAUAAGCAGCACCCCCGCCCAGAGGGACUACUACUGGCUUCGCUCAUUUGUAGCUGGAGGUGUAGCAGGAUGCUGUGCCAAGACUACCAUUGCUCCUCUGGACAGAGUGAAGAUUCUUCUUCAAGCCCAGAACCCCCAUUACAAACAUCUAGGAGUGUUUUCCACUCUCAGAGCUGUGCCAAAGAAAGAAGGUUUCCUUGGCUUGUACAAGGGUAAUGGGGCAAUGAUGGUCAGGAUAUUCCCUUAUGGAGCUAUCCAGUUCAUGGCCUUCGACAAUUACAAAAAGCUGCUAAGUAAACAGAUUGGGAUCUCUGGACACAUCCACCGCCUCAUGGCAGGAUCUAUGGCAGGGAUGACUGCGGUGAUAUGCACCUACCCUCUGGACGUGAUACGAGCCAGACUGGCCUUCCAGGUGAAAGGAGAGCAUCGCUACACUGGAAUUGCCAAUGCCUUCCACACCAUCUACCUUAAGGAAGGGGGCGUUUCAGGCUUCUACAGGGGGCUUACGCCAACACUGAUUGGAAUGGCUCCUUAUGCAGGUUUCUCAUUCUUCACCUACGGCACCCUGAAGAGCCUCGGCUUGAAACAUUUCCCAGACCUGCUGGGACGCCCCUCUUCAGACAACCCUGAAGUCCUCAUUCUGAAAACCCACGUCAACCUGCUUUGUGGAGGGGUGGCCGGUGCCAUCGCUCAGACAAUAUCGUACCCCUUAGAUGUGGCUAGGAGAAGAAUGCAGUUAGGAGCUGUGCUUCCUGACUCUGAGAAAUGCACAUCGCUGAGCAAGACCCUGAAGUAUGUGUACACAGAGUAUGGGGUCAAGAAGGGCUUGUACCGAGGCCUUUCUCUCAACUACAUCCGCUGUGUCCCCUCCCAAGCUGUGGCCUUCACCACCUAUGAGUUCAUGAAGCAGGUCCUCCACCUGAACUAGCCACUGUUUUUUAACUCCCAAGUCUGUACCUGGGCCCGUAGGCUCUGAGUCAUUAAAGCAACUCAACCUCGAUGCUUCCUUCACAGAGUGAUCCGAGACUCACUCGCUACGUCUUAAACUCUUCAAUGUGGAAAUUGUCUUUCCUGUGGGUUCACUGAAGGUACCAGGGAAGUCAGUUAAUGCUGACAGAGGAAACUGGAUAUCAGACAGUGAGGUACUUUAUGUCUGUUUCAUUCCCUCUUAUUUCCUGCUUAUGUGACUCGCCACCUCAUGAGUGAUGAUUUACUCAACCACACGACAUGUGGUUUGAAUAUGAACAAAUCCCUCAUCAGUGUCUCCAUGGAUAGAGCAGGGCAGCGGCAUCUUUGAUCUGGAUCGGUUGGUUGGAUGGCUUGGGGCAAGGAUAUGCUCUUAAACAAUGUUGUUGACAACACAACAACAACUGUCUGAUUGUGUAGCAGCCCUCUCACUCACACAGCAGACACAGAUGUCCACACAGUCUCACUUGUCUCUUCCAGCUUAAAAUGAUCAAAUUAGCUUAUUAACCAUUAUUCUGUUUCUUUCCAAAGCUCGGUGAUAUGCUUUUAUUUUAACAGUAUAUCACCCCCAAGCACUUCAAUUCUAUAACUACACAUUUUCUUCAUUGUUUAUCAUGUGUCCUUUUUACCCACUUGGCCGUUGUUGAAAGGUGGCUGAAACUGUAACGUAAUCAGAUGAUUCAUAAUGAUUUAUUUAUUCAGGGCUUUGUGUGUCUUUAAAUUUGGGUUGCAGUAACUUUAGGAGACGAUUAUGUUUGUGCGUCUUUGCCUUUGUCUUUUACACAAAUCUAAGAUUAAUAUAACAAAAUUUCACCUGCAGGCUUUUCAGUUUGAGGCAACUUCACAUUUUAUUGCCAAACCUUGACUAGAGCAGUUACUGUAUGUGUUUUCAUUUGCUGAAAAACCUUUGUCUUUUUUAUGUUGGUUAAUGUGCUGGAAGAUGUUUAGCGUUGAUGAUAUUGUAUUAUGUAGAUUGAUGCUCUACUGUAAUCAGAAAUAUAUUUAGAGAUGUUUAAGAUGUUAGCAUUGCCACAUGAUAUGGAUGUAGGUCUGAUGUUUGCCAGAAGGAACUCAGGAGAAAUUUGCACUUCAUGACUGUAGCUUUUUCUUUGUGUAUUUAUUGAUUUAGCGACCUGUUGCCACUGGGGGGCAGCAUUGAACACAAACUGAAUUGUUUACCAUCAGAGCUGGAUACAACACUCAUACACAUAUUUCAUAUAUCUCUUAUCAAAUACAAGCGAGAGUAGGCUCUUUAUAUUUUUUUCUGUUUUGCCUAACCAAAGCAAGUCGUUAGUUAGUGAGUAUAAUAUAUGCAGUGCUUUUAACCUGGUUCUGCCAAAAUGCUGUUUGCAUUUAUUGCCCAGGAAGGCUGAACAUUAUCACUGAAUGAAAGUGUUGUUUAAUCACGCACCAUCAACUCACCACCAAUGUUUGGGUGAAGCCUCAUCAGUUUGCUGUACAAGCAUCCUCCCUUUUCAGCCUCUUGCCUUCGUCUGCAUUCAAAUGUCUUACUUCCCCAGAGUGAUUGAUGUGUUUCAUUGGAGUUUCUCCACAUGCUUGCUGCCUCAGCUUUUAGAUCACUGCAAAUGAAUAGUGAGAAAUUACAAAAAACAGUUGCCUCGGAACAGCGGUUUCCAACCUGUUUGGCUUGUGACCCCCUUAAAAUAUUUGUUAACCAACAAAGAGGCGACACAAAAUUUCACAAAAAAAGUAAAAAUUAGAAUAAAGUCCAAACACACAAACACAAAUUUGGGCAGCAGAACUCAAUGUUUUUUUGUUCUUUUCUAUCCCAUUAAAGAGUAUAACUUUA